GUGAAUCUAUUGGAGAUUCAGUGAAGGAGCGACGCCAUCCGGACACGCUUUUGUUUGUGGAUGAACACACCAACCCGUUUCGGAAAUGUGGACAGAAAUUGGGAAAUUAUUAUUUUUUCAUUUCUUACUUUCGGAAUUAUACUUAGCCAAAGGUACCGAAACUGGCACUGAGACGGAGUGCGAGGAUGGACAGUUUCAGUGUAACAACAUGAGAUGUAUUCCCACCAUAUGGAGAUGCGAUGAUGAUGAUGACUGCUCUGACAACAGCGAUGAGGAAAACUGCCUGAAGAACACAUGCGCACCCUUAGAGUUUGCGUGUGCGAACGGUCAGUGUGUUCCUGGGCGUUGGCGAUGUGACGGAGAACCUGAGUGUCCAGAUGGAUCAGAUGAGGCUGAUGCCACUUGCACUGUCAAAACGACGUGUCCUCCAGAGAAGUUUGACUGUGGGGGAAAGUGCGUGUCGCUGUCCUGGCGGUGUGACGGGGAAAGAGACUGUGAAAACGGCGAAGAUGAAGCGGACUGUGCAGCAGACGCCAGGUCCUGCACAGCAGGGGAGUUCCAGUGUCGUAACCGUAAAUGUUUAGCGCCGGUCUAUGUGUGUGACGGUGACGACGACUGUGGAGACGGCAGCGAUGAGGAGAAGUGCUCUCCGCCCACCUGUGGGCCGCACGAGUUUCGCUGCAACAGCUCCGAGUGUGUUCCUCAGCCUUGGACCUGCGACGGAGACCCCGACUGCUCUGACGGGUCUGACGAGUGGGCGGUGCGAUGCGGGGCUGGGUCCGGUCGACCGGUUCCUCCACCCGCCCGGAGACUGCAAUGCAGUGCUGGAGAGUUUCGUUGCGGCAGUGGGGAGUGUGUGAGACUGACCUGGAGGUGCGACAGGGACCCUGACUGCAAGGACAAGUCGGAUGAGGUGGACUGCCCUCUGCUCACAUGCCGACCUGAUGAGUUCCAGUGCGGAGACGGAUCCUGCAUCCACGGCAUUAAACAAUGCAACAAAAUACACGACUGCCUGGACAAAAGCGAUGAGGCUGGCUGUGUCAAUGCCACAAAGUGUGAAGGACCUCUGAAGUUCCUCUGCAGGAAUGGGGAAUGCAUUGAUGGCAGCAAGGUGUGUGACAACGUGAAGGACUGCAAGGAUCGGUCGGACGAACCCAAGAAGGAGUGCAGUCUGAAUGAAUGUUUGCUAAACAAUGGAGGCUGCUCACACAUCUGUGUGGAUCGUCCCAUUGGAUACGAGUGCCAGUGUCCUGCUGGCUAUAAGCUGCUGGACAAGAGGACAUGUGGAGAUAUUGAUGAGUGUGAGAACCCUGAUGCCUGCAGUCAGAUCUGCAUCAACCUGAAAGGGGAUUUCAAGUGUGAAUGUCACCCGGGGUAUGAGAUGGACCCCGUAAGCAAGACCUGUAAAGCUGAGGGAAAAAGCCCUUACCUGAUGUUCACGAACAGGCACGAGAUCAGGCGUAUUGACCUGGUGAAGAGGGACUACACACAGGUGGUUCCUACUCAGAAGAAUGCUGUGGCCAUUGAUAUAGACGUCGCUGCCAACCGCAUGUUCUGGUGUGAUCGUUUUCAACGCAAAAUAUACAGCGCUUAUAUCCACGAGGCGAGCGACCCAUCUCGACACGUUACUCUGAUCGACUCGGAUCUGCAUUCCCCUGAAGGGCUGGCGCAGGACUGGGUUCAGCACAACCUCUACUGGACCGACUCGGGCGACAGAACCAUCUCUGUGGCUUCAGCGGAUGGCAGCAGGAGACGCGUGCUAAUCAACACCGAUCUGAGCGAACCACGGGCCAUCGCUGUGGAUCCAGAGAGAGGGUUCAUGUAUUGGUCUGACUGGGGCAUCAGGGCCAAGAUUGAAAAGGCUGGCAUGAAUGGUGUUGAUCGGCAGGUGUUGGUGUCUGAGGACAUUGAGUGGCCCAAUGGAAUCACACUCGAUGUGGUUGGAAAGCGCUUGUACUGGGUGGACUCAAAACUACACCUGAUCUCCAGUGUGGAUUUAAAUGGGUCCCAUCGUAGAGUCAUCCUGUUCUCCAGCGAGAGACUCGGCCACCCUUAUGCCCUCGCUGUGUUCGAGGAUCGGGUGUACUGGACGGACCGUGAGAAGGAGGCCGUUUACAGCGCAAACAGACUCACAGGACAGGAUGUGACCAGCCUUGCCGAGCACCUCAAUGACCCUCAUGAUAUUGUGGUUUUCCAUGAGCUGAGCCAACCUGGCGCUCCUGACAGCUGUAACCUGGGCGGCGUGACUAACGGAGGCUGUGACUUCCUUUGUCUGCGAGCUCCUCAGAUCAGCGAACACUCACCCAAAUACACCUGCGCUUGCCCUGACGGCGAGGAGCUCAGCCCUGACACACGCCAAUGUGUACCCGUCCAAAACGACACUGCCGUAACAUCUACUGUCCCCUUCAACAACACCGCGGAGACAGGAGCUGGCUGGGCCCCAGAGUCCCCUGGAGCAGUGACUUCUCAGUCCGAUAGUGUGGCUGAAACCACUCUCUCAUCACUCCUCACUUCUAGCCCAGAGGAUGCGGCCAUCUCCUCUAAUACUACAGCAGAGCGCAGGCCAACACAGGCAUCCAUCACCACACCAGGAGACCUGAGCAACCUGUCCCAUCACUCUGGCAAUGAGUUGUUUCUCCUUGGCCGUAAUCUGACAGUGGCAGUGCUUGGUGUCGUAAUUCCCAUAGUUCCUAUUGUUGCCACAGUGGUCUUCGGGGUGCUGUGUACCGGCGUUUAUCUCAUUUACCGCAACUGGAGGAGGAACAGCACCAAAAGCAUGAACUUCGACAACCCAGUCUACCGCAAAACCACAGGAGAGACGGAAGAGGACGAGAUUCAUAUCGGUCGGACUGACGGGCUGGCUGGGCAUCACCACCCGUACCCUGGGCCCGUGGUCGGCAUGACGCCAGUCGGCACCGGGACGUGCCCGCCAUUCAUCGCUCUGCCUCUGGGGACCGGUUUACCAGACCCUUCCACACACUGGUACACAGAGCAACCCACCAUCUCUAGUAAUAAGUGAAAAGGAGACGACUUUAGAAAUACUGUGACCGCAGGGAGCAGGACCGACAUGUGGCUGCCAAGCUAUGCUGGAAUAGCAUUUUAUCGAGCUGAAUCAUUCUUAACAUGGCCAGGUUUUAAAGCGAGCUGGAGAAUGCCGGAGUGCAAAUACUGGAUGAUUACUAAAGGAAAGUGUUAUCAUUUCAGUCCCAUAAUCAUCUGGUCCAUUUUAUCAUCAUUUAUUGCUGGUUGGAAUCACCAGGCCAAUCCUUUUCAAACCUCCAUUAUUUAUAUUUAUCGUGUAAUAAUAAUAAUUCGUUACAUUAACAUAACGCUUUUCUCUGUACUUAAAGUGCUUUACAUAAAAGGGGCGAAUCUCUUUAACCACCAUCUUAUAAUCCUAGAGAAAUUUAACACGGUAACUGGUAUUAAAUUUGCUAUUGUAACUAGUCUAUUUGACUAUCAAUGUCCAGCACUUUAGCUAAAGCUGUAGAGAGAGAAAAAUGGAUCCUUAUUUUUAACAUUGCUUUGUUUGAUUAAGGCAUGUUUUCUAAAUGAAUCAACCACAUCAUUAAAAUUAAUUAAUCCAUUUAUUAAAAUUUAAAUUCCAAUCAAUUCCCAAUGGAUAAAAUCAAGUCCUGCCCUUUAUUCCUCAUGAAAUACUCGAAUUCCACUCAGAAAUACGUCACAUUAUGAAAGUAAAAUGGGCUGCAAAUGUUGACUUUAAAGUGCCCCUAUUAUGCUAUUUUAAAGCUUCCCAAUUUUGUUUUGGAGGUCUCCUACAAUUGGUUUACACCAUCCAAGGUCAAAAAAACGUUCCUUUUCUCAUAAUAUAAAUUACACAUCACCUCAUUUCUCAAAGAGUCUGAAAUCAGUUAUUUCGAAGAGUCAGUCUCGCUAAACCCCUCUUUACUAAGAGCUUACUCUGCUCUGAUUGGUCAGACAGCCCAGUCUGUUGUGAUUGGUCUACAGCUUACACUGUAAAAGCUAAUUAGUUCAGUUUACUUAAUUUUAUUAUGCAAACUCGUUGCCUUCAUUUCUUAAUUGCAUCAAGUUAUUCUUACUUAAUCCAUUUAAGUUUUGUCAACUUAAUUCUGUCCAUGAUCUUAGAAAGUGUACUCCUAAUAAAUUAAUUGCUUUGUUUUUUUUCUAUUUUUGGCUUUAUUUUACCAUUACAAUUUUAUUUGCUAUCGUUAUUGGUGGUACUCAAACCAGUUAAGUAAUGUUUACAAGGUUUUUCUGAAUAACGAAGGCGUGCCAUGCAAACACUACAGAUUACCAAGAAAUAAGAAAGUACGUUCAACAAAUUAUUGGACAUUAAGUAAAGUUAACAAAAAAAUUCUUAGUAAGAACAAUGUUAGAUUUUACAGUGUACAGCGCAUGUCAGAAACAAAACGCCUAUUACCAUAACUGAAUUUCGUAUCAAUUCCAGCACAAGUCUUUCUGAAGUGCAUGUAAAGUGUAUUCGCAGUGCCUGAAAACAGCUUCUUCUCGGCAUGUCAAGCAUGUAUACACAAACCAAACUCUACCAGACCUCAGCUAAAACUACAGUGUUUGUGGACGGGUCAAAGAAGACGUCAUUUGCAGGUAUUAUGCAAAUGCGUUAUAUUGUUACAUAUAUGUAACAGUAAGUGAGACUGGAAUUACUAGUUUCAGCAGUUCAGAAUCUACUCUAUUUCUAGGAGACGAUAACUUUAUUUGUCGUCCACUUUGAUCUUUAACACUUUGCAGACUUUUUACAUUCACAAACAGCUAUAUUGCAUGCAUAAAAGGGAAUGUUCAAAAUAUGCAUAAUAGGAGCACUUUAAUACCAAUUUGUAAUAAAAUAGGCCCCCACCGCACUGCAGCUACAACUUGGCAAGACACUGAAACUGGCAGAGCAUAGCAAGGCUAUUUGAUGUGAUAUUUACAUCUGGAAGACGUAUUUUUAACACUAGAAGUGCCAGAAUUCCAAAACUACUAGAAC
Pimephales promelas (fathead minnow) is the source of this 4963-nucleotide messenger RNA. RefSeq names its product low-density lipoprotein receptor-related protein 8. Gene Ontology annotation, cellular component: apical plasma membrane; signaling receptor complex; plasma membrane. The record is from RefSeq and is a predicted model, not a curated record. Gene Ontology annotation, molecular function: calcium ion binding; hormone binding; protein binding. Gene Ontology annotation, biological process: receptor-mediated endocytosis. NCBI's taxonomy places the organism in Eukaryota, Metazoa, Chordata, Actinopteri, Cypriniformes, Leuciscidae.